Tilletiaria anomala UBC 951 is the source of this 1497-nucleotide messenger RNA. Its product is annotated as Brix-domain-containing protein. The coding region runs from base 97 to 1437 and encodes 446 amino acids. Gene Ontology annotation, biological process: maturation of LSU-rRNA from tricistronic rRNA transcript (SSU-rRNA, 5.8S rRNA, LSU-rRNA); ribosomal large subunit assembly. The transcript is spliced from 2 exons. Gene Ontology annotation, molecular function: rRNA binding. NCBI's taxonomy places the organism in Eukaryota, Fungi, Basidiomycota, Exobasidiomycetes, Georgefischeriales, Tilletiariaceae. Gene Ontology annotation, cellular component: nucleolus. The record is from RefSeq and is a predicted model, not a curated record.
CUCCAGCAACGAACAUCGACCAUCAGAGGGGAAUUUGAAAGGCCUUUUCACCCAGCAUUUAAAGACCACAGCAGCAAACCAUUCAUUCGAUCUAUCAUGCUCAAAGUCGUGAAGCCGCGCAAUGCGCGCUCCAAGCGCGCUCUCGAGAAGCGCGAGGCCAAGGAAGUGGAGAAUCCCAAGACAGCCUUGUUCAUUCAUGGGUUGCGCGUUAGCGACACAGUCAAGACGGCAAUGGUCGAGCUGGCCGCGCUGAAGAAGCCGAAUGUUAUCAUGUUCAACAAGAAGAACGAGAUCGCCCCUUUCGACGAUGCUUCCAGCUUGGAGUUUUUUGCUGGCAAGAAUGACGCGAGCUUGUUCGUCGUCGGGAGCACACAGAAGAAGCGGAAGGACAACCUCGUCUGGGUCAGGACAUUCGAUGGCCAGGUGCUGGACAUGCUUGAGAUGGGCGUCCUCGAGGGAAAGGCGAUGCGAGAAUUCAAAGGGACCCUGAAACCUGGCCUCGGAAAUCGUCCCUUGUUCCACUUUUCGGGACCACAAUUUGCAGUUGACGAAUCUUUGAAUGUGGAUCGCGUUUCUGCACAAGAGCUUGCGGCAUCCUACCUCGAAUCUGAAUAUCCAGCGCACCAGCACCUCAAGUCACUUUUGAUGGACUUUUACCGCGGCGAGGAACUUCCGAGCGGGGCACAGGGACUGCGGCCUGGAGAGCACCAGAUUGCUCUGUCAGGUCUGCAACACGUGAUUUGCGUCACUGCAGGCGAGAUGAGCAAAAGCAAUGGAGAUGUAUCAGCAGGCAAGCAAGAUGCGGAGGAUGCGCUGAACGCUAUCGAAAGCAACAAGCUCGCGGAAUUGUACGCGGCCGGUAACGCGACCUCCACUUCCAACGCGACCGGCGCAUCCGCGAAUAUCGACCGCUCGUUCGAGGGCUCUAUCGUGCAUUUCCGAACGUACGCGCUCGACCUACGUGCCUCCGGCUCGCGCAAGCCGCGGGUGGAGUUGCAAGAAUGCGGGCCGUCCUUUGACUUUGUGCUGCGUCGACGACGCCCAGCGACAUUCGACGCGCUCGCCAACACUCUGAAACGUCCCAAGACGGUGCUGGAGAAGAACAGCCAGGGCAAGGGCAAGCGGAAGAAUGUGGGCACGGACGAUAUGGGUGACAUGGUCGGCCAGGUGCAUAUGGAGCGGCAGGAUCUGGACAAGCUGCAGACGAGGAAGAUGAAGGGUCUCAAGGCUGGGCCAGCAGCGGCGCAGAGCGGCGGAGAGAGUGAUGAGGAUAAAGAUGAAGAGGGAGGCGACAGCAAUGGGGGAGAGGAAUACAGCGACGAUGAUGAGGAGAUCGUCUAUGGCGAGGAUUCGGACGAGGAGCUCGAAAUGGAGGAUCUGACGAGUCAGCCGCUUGGCGACGCGGUAGCCCCGAGCAAAAAGCUAAAGAUGGCAUAAUGUGCCCUACUUUGCAUUGACCGAUCCGCUUCGUCAUUUGUACGUGUACAGUUGUGCAAU